Molecule: messenger RNA, 1239 nt
Organism: Podospora anserina S mat+
Lineage: Eukaryota; Fungi; Ascomycota; Sordariomycetes; Sordariales; Podosporaceae
Exons: 4
Coding region: 1-1239 (412 amino acids)
Cellular component (GO): cytoplasm
Molecular function (GO): glutathione transferase activity
Source: RefSeq, a predicted model, not a curated record
AUGAGUAUAAGAAGCAGUAUAUCUCCGCUUUUGAGAGGGACAGCAGCACUUUCACAUUUGAGCAAGGGUUCGUUCAGGAUUACACGCUCUUCUUCAUUCACAUCAUCGAUCAAAGUGUCAACACAUCGAUAUCUUUCCACCACCACCAACUUCAAAAUGGCAGCCCAAGACACUCCCUCCGGAAAGGAGGUGCAGAAGGACGACAACGUAAUCACAAACUGGGUCAACCCCUCCGACAAGUCAGGCGAGUUCAAACGCCAGCAGUCCACCUUCCGCUCCUUCAUUUCUUCGUCCCCCGGCUCCGAGUUCCCCCCCGAAGCGGGCCGGUACCACCUCUACGUGAGCUAUGCCUGCCCCUGGGCCAACAGGACGCUCAUUGCCCGCAAGCUCAAGGGGCUGGAGGACAUCAUCUCCUUUAGUGUUGUCCACUGGCAUAUGGGACCGAAAGGGUGGAGGUUUGUGACUGAUGAGGAGGCUGAGCAGGAGGAUGUCAAGGGGGAGGGUGUGGUGCCUCACGAGGGGCGUUUGAGUCAUUUGAGGGAGGUUUACUUUGGGGUGAACCCGGAGUAUGAGGGACGGUUUACGGUGCCGGUGUUGUGGGAUAAGAAGGGGGGGAGGAUUGUGAACAAUGAGAGUAGUGAGAUUUUGAGGAUGUUGAUUAGAAAAAGGGAGCGGCGGUUGCUGACAUCAAGACAGUUUAACGGGCUGAUCGACGAGCCGUUCAAAUCGGUGGAUCUGUAUCCUGAGGAUUUGAGAAGGGAGAUUGACGAAACACACGAGUGGCAAUACGACCUCAUCAACAACGGCGUCUACAAAUCUGGCUUUGCCACCACCCAAGAGGCCUACGAACGCAACGUCAAGGCUCUGUUUGAAGCUCUCGACCGGGCGGAGAAGCAUCUUGCUGACGGGACGGAGGGGCCGUAUUGGUUUGGGGAGCGGCUUACCGAGGUGGAUAUCAGGUUGUUUGUGACUAUUGUCAGGUUUGAUCCUGUGUAUGUCCAGCACUUCAAGUGCAACAUCCGCGACAUCAGGUCCGGCUACCCUGCUAUUCACAAGUGGAUGCGGAAUCUGUACUGGAACAUCCCCGCGUUCAAGGACACGACAAACUUCAACCACAUCAAGUUCCAUUACACGAAAUCGCACACGAAUAUCAACCCGCUGUCGAUUACGCCUUUGGGGCCGGUGCCGGAUAUUUUGCCGAGGUGGGAGGAGGUGCCUGCUGUUAGUUUUAGGGGUUGA